Messenger RNA from Aspergillus pseudonomiae, 1916 nucleotides. RefSeq lists its product as uncharacterized. The record is from RefSeq and is a predicted model, not a curated record. The coding region runs from base 597 to 1535 and encodes 312 amino acids. NCBI's taxonomy places the organism in Eukaryota, Fungi, Ascomycota, Eurotiomycetes, Eurotiales, Aspergillaceae. The transcript has 3 exons.
GCUUAAGUGUCAUUGAAUAAAAGGGACAAAUCGCCUCUACACGCAAUCCGAGAGAAAUUCGACUACUCUAAUAUUAUGCUGGAGAUGAUCAUUAGUAUUGUCACUUUUUCGGUUGUGCCUCAAAUCUUCAUUGCAAAACCCAAUCCUUCUGAUCUCCAUGUUAUAUUCACGAAUCGCAACGCACCUCGAGAGGUGAAAGCGCGACUCGAGUUAUAAGAAUUUAGGACCAUUGAAUAGCCUGGAUAAAAAACGCGUCGCCAAAGCGAUUUGUGCGGAACAUUUGAUUAUACCGAAAUGAAUAAAGCGACAUUUGCGAUUUCAUACGGUCGGGAAGCCGAUGCAAACUCGGCAGUGAUAUCGUCAUCAUUAUUAUUUCAGCCCACACUUGGCUGUCUCCACCGUCCGAACCGAGGUUUUGUGCAUAGCUGCCUGGACUUUUGUUUUUGUUGGAUUACUGAUCAUCUACACCACAUGUAACAGUGUUGAAAAUUUUGACGUUGUACUAUAAAGAUUUGGUUUUCGAUUACCUUCUCGACGCUCGUUUAAUUAUAGCACCAACCUAACCACCUUGCCUGGCUACAAGAGUAUCAAUCAAGAUGUCGGCAGACUCGACGAUUCUCCGCCACGCCGGUUUCAUGCAGCUGAGUCAAGGAGUAUCCCUUUAUUCGCCAUUACAGCAAGGCACUCCGACUGAAAAAUCCAACUCGACACAAUCAAACCCAGAUGUCAUCAUCAUCUGUGCCUGGGGAUUCGCCCAAGCAAGACACAUUGCAAAAUACAUUGACGGACACAAAUCUCUCUACCCAACCGCCAAAAUUCUCCUCAUCAACAACUGCGUCGCAAACAUGAUGUGGAAAUCAGACACUUCCCAGAUGCAAUGGUUCCAGCCUGCCGCCACAGUUCUUCGAGGAUACAUGGACUCAACGCCCGACCUAAAAGUUUUGCUUCAUUUAUUCUCCAACACUGGCUCUCAUUCCGCUGUUCAACUUUCCGAAGCCUGUGAGAAGAAUCAUCGACCAUUCGCGCUGCCCGUCACAUCAAUUAUCUUCGAUUCUUGUCCUAGCAUGCCCAUCUUCGCGCCAAUGGCCAAUGCACUCGCGCUAGGCUCGCCCUCCAAGAACAUACUGAUCGCCUUUAUGGCGAAGGCUGUGGCAUACAGUAUCAUCGGGGUGACGCUUGCUCUCGAGAAAGCAGGUCUUGUGACUCACGUAGCCACGAAACUUUACGCUCGGUUGAACUCCACAAACGAUGUGUUUCUUAUGCGAAGGGCUGCUACUGCAGAGCAGGUUGCUCUACGCCCGAUACCAAGGGCUUAUAUAUAUGGUCCUAGCGAUGAUAUGAUCCCUGUGUGUCAAGUGAUCCAGCAUGCAGAUAUUGCAGUAGAGAACAUGUCGGCGUGUGGAGUCGACGAUGCAUCGAAGUAUGUGACAAUGGAGGAAUUUGUGGGAAGCCCACACGUGAAUCAUGUCAGAUUCGAGAAGGAGCGUUAUUGGGACAUCAUCAAAGACACCUGGAAGAGGAGUGUUAAUGUUUGAAGAUGAGGAUGAGGAGGGACGGUUUCUCGUCCUGUCAGACGAAGCAACCAUUCCCCUUCGUAUUUGUCUGUGUGGUUUUAAUUCUGACGAAUCGAUAGAGUAGGAAGAAUGAGGCAUGUUCGUAGGAUUACUAUGCUUGAAGGUCUACACACCAUUCCUCCAACUAACACCGUUGUAAAUACGCGGCACGCCCUUUCGAUGGCAUGCAUGACCCGAUAGGGAAGUGGGGCUUUGGGGCUCGAUGACCAAACCUUCAUGUUCAAAGGAAUGUUUACAUGAGGAUAAAUACAGAAGCCUCGGCAAGAAUUUGACCAAUUCAGCCCAGGCUAAUGAUACCGAUUUCGGCCCUAUAGAUACGGUACCAAUCGCCAUGCAUUCGGG